Messenger RNA from Acanthosepion pharaonis, 459 nucleotides. NCBI's taxonomy places the organism in Eukaryota, Metazoa, Mollusca, Cephalopoda, Sepiida, Sepiidae. The record is from the annotation of a GenBank genome assembly.
AUGUGCACAUAUGUAUACAUUUAUACAUCCCAGUAUACUCAUAUCUAUCUAUCUAUCUAUCUAUCUAUCUAUCUAUCUGACUGUGUUCAUUAUCUAUCUAUCUAUCUAACUGACUGUGUUCAUUAUCUAUCUAUCUAUCUAUCUAUCUAUCUAUCUAUCUAUCUAUCUAUCUAUCUAUCUCACUGUUUCAUUAUGUAUCUAUCUCACUGUUUCCUUAUCUAUCUAUCUAUCUAUCUAUCUAUCUAUCUAUCUAUGAAUCAGGUUCGUUGGCUUGAGGCUUGCCGAAAGACUGGAACAGCGAUGAAGAGAGAUAAAACAACACGGGCCUUUGCUGAUCUGCAGCUGCAAGAUGAGGCGGCGGUCUGUCUGUCUAUCUAUCUAUCUAUUUCAGGUUGUUCACUAUCUAUCUAUCUAUCUAUCUAUCUAUCUAUGUCACCCGUAACAUUUAAAUCUGGAUGA